Messenger RNA from Lepidothrix coronata (blue-crowned manakin), 948 nucleotides. It is a transcript of the gene FABP2, whose product is annotated as fatty acid binding protein 2. Gene Ontology annotation, biological process: fatty acid transport. NCBI's taxonomy places the organism in Eukaryota, Metazoa, Chordata, Aves, Passeriformes, Pipridae. The coding region runs from base 208 to 531 and encodes 107 amino acids. Gene Ontology annotation, molecular function: fatty acid binding. The record is from RefSeq and is a predicted model, not a curated record. Gene Ontology annotation, cellular component: cytosol; nucleus. The transcript is spliced from 4 exons.
UUCAAUUAAUUCCAGCUUUAUUUCAGCAGAAAAAAAAGAAUCCCUAAGUCCACAUUUGAGGAAAAGGCUCAGAGAAUUUGCAUUAUAAACUAUAAGGAGAAUUCUAUAGCAGGAAUAUUAUUUUGAUAACAUUAAACUAUUUGAAAAAUUACCCAGGGAGGAAAUCAUCAUUCUUCAAUUUUAUAGAAACACAACUCAAGUGUUAACAUGAUGAAGAGGAAGCUGGGCGCCCAUGACAACCUGAAGAUCACUAUCCAGCAAGAUGGGAACAAAUUUACUGUCAAAGAAGCCAGUAACUUCCGUACCAUAGAGCUGGAAUUCACCCUGGGAGCCGAUUUUGACUACAGCCUGGCUGAUGGGACUGAAAUGAAGGGAAAUUGGAACCUGGAAGGAAAUAAACUUGUGGGCACAUUUACCAGAAAAGACAAUGGAAAAGUACUCAAAGCAUACAGAGAAAUUGUAGGUGAUGAACUUGUUCAGACCUAUAUAUAUGAAGGAGUCGAAUCCAAGAGAAUCUUCAAAAGGGGCUGAGCACUUCACCCAGAACAGCACCAGAAUGAAGGAGCAAUGAAAGAAGACCAUUUUCUACACAUCCUCUGCUGGGUUUUUUUCUAUUUUAUCCCCUCGCAGCAUCUCCUAAGCUGCAAUUACCUAGCCCUGGUGAAAAUGCAGGCUAGUUCCUUAUGUUACUGUUUUGCCUUGAAUAAAAAAAAAAAAAUCCAAUUACCAUAUGCUAAAAUGUCUUUCCCAAGUCCUACCCGAGUGCCAUAAGAUAAAGGGCUGCAGAAACUAUUUUGCAUAAGCAAAACUUAAAUAUCUUUGCACAGGUUAUCAAAUGGCAAGUUAGUUUCCUUACUAACCUUCUUUAGUAUUUAUACUGAGAAACAGUUUCUCUGUGUAUUGUAUGUUGUGUAAUAAGGAUGGCAAAACCUAAAAUAAACCUGACAA